AUAAUGUAUCUCAGUGGGAGGGGACGGUUUCGGAGGUUGACUGUGGUGAGUUGCGUGCGUCACGUUGUGAAUUGAAAACCGAGGACAUGGUCUGAAUGGCUGUUUUUACAGUCACUGGAAUACGUUUUCAGGAACCGAUCAACAGCAACAAGCAUGGCUGGGAAACCUUUCCGUGCCACCUUUAUCUGGAGCAGCAUCAUCUCCAAUCUUAACUCGCGGGUGGAGGUCAAGCGCCGGCGACACAACCUCAAGUCCUACCCUGACUGCUUCCUGGGCUCAGAGGCCGUGGACGUGGUGCUGGCACACAUCUCCCUGAGCCGCUUCUUUGGUGACAAGGAGGUGCCGCGCUACAAGGCUGUCCGUCUCUGUCAGGCCCUGAUGGACUCCAGGGUGUUUGAGCCUGUGGGCAUUAAAGUAUUUGGGAAGGAAAAGAAGCCCGCAACAUUUGAGGACAGUAGUUGCAGUUUGUACAGGUUCCUAAGUCCGACGAGCGUCUCUUCAUCGUCUCCGACCAACACCAACUCUUACUCUACCAGCACCAUCGAGAGCGGCUAUGACUCUCCGGGCAUGAACAGGAACAGCUACAAUCCAUCACGUGAAAGACUAGAGGUGCAGAGCUACUCAACCCACUCUCCUGUAAAAUCUGACAAAUCAGUGGAGGACGUCCUGGGAAACCUCAACCUCAGCUCCUCCAUCACCCCUCAGAUGAUCAACCUCGGCCUCUCACAAGAACUUGUUGAUGAGGUGUGGCAGCAGCAGGCGGUGUUCAGGCUGUUGCAGCUGAUAGAGCUCCCCCUGUUGGAGAACCUGUUAGAGGGUAAAGAAGCAUCAAGGCCUCCCCUGCACAGCAUGGACAGCGACCCGGAUCUGUUGUAUACAUCUAGCUACCUAGACCGAGAAGUUCUCAAGGCCUUCAGUGAAGCACAGGAUGAUGAGUGGCUGUCCGGAGCGGUAGACUGUCUAGAGUUCCUGCCCGAUGAACUGGUGGUGGAGGUCAGUCGAGGUUUGGCCGGUUGUGCCGAUGACCUGCUACGGUGUAAGAGUCUGCUCUACGAGAUCUUGGUACAGCAUUACGGACACACGCAGGAGUCUCCUCUGCUCAGCAACAACGUCUUCGACAUCCACUCUGGCAUCUCGGAGUUACUCGUGAAUGGCAAGCAGGAGCAGGCUCUGGAGUCUCUGCAGCUGAGCUUGAAGCUGCAGGACUCCCGCAGCAGGGAGGAGCUGCGCUGUCUCCUGAGAUUCAUGGCUGUCGCAGCCAAACCACAGGAGGUCAAACUGCACAAAGAGAUUGAGAACAGAAUGGCGGUAAAAAGGUCUUUCUCAAGUGCCAUCGUCUACAGCAGAAGACUCUCCAAAGGAAAGGUGGACUUGAUGGUUCUGUUCAUGAUGGAUAACUACUGUGAUCUGUUCAAGAUUCCUGUUUCAUUACACAAAAUGGUCAGUGACAGAAUAAUACAUAUUGUGAAAGGCAAGGAUCCAGAUGUGACAACAGGAUCUUCAUACUGCACAAGAGUGAGCUCUAAGGCCUAUUCGGAAAACGCACAAAAAACCACUAAAGAGGAACUUUGGUCCUUACUCCAGACAGUCCACGAGAACCCAAAACUCUCCUCCAAAGAAAAGAGACGGCUGCUUGGACAGUUUUACAAAGGCCAUCCUGAGAUUUUUGUUCAGUACUUUGGAAAUAGAUUGUCCAGUGUCAACAUGUUGCUACGGUAAUAUUUGUUAGUUUAACAAUAUAUGUAUAAUUAUGUAAAAAUACGUACAUGUAAGAAGCUAAUGUGAUUUAAAAGAGGUGCAGAUGUGCCGUUAGUAAGUGGAUUAUAUUUGCUUCUACGUAAAUGCAUUAGACUACUGGAAAAAAUGUGAAUUAUCAAAUGUGGAGACUCGUAAUGAGCUACGAUAUUUAGGGCAUAUUUCAUUUUUUCUAUAUUUUCUUUGGUGCAGGACACUAACUUCAAAUGUCCUUGUCCGUUAUUUACGUGUCUGUUACUUUUCCAUUACGACAACAUGAACCAAGUGUUCCUGAGAGUAUUGUUUUUAAUGUUUUCAUGCUGCAGUGUGUCUUGAUGGAAUUCAGACUGCAUAUAUCCCAUUUUAAUGGAUGUAUUUUUGUGCUAUAGUGCAAUAGGAACAGUGUUUGCAUACAAAUAUCCUGUUCAUGUGGUUUCUCAUACACAAUGUGAUGCACAGUAGAGGUAUGCAUAGAAGGAAAUUUGAACCUGGAAAUUUGAAAGUCUGAUGUUAUUCUGUAGCAAACUGAGGCAUUUAUGUGAAUCAGCCCUCUGGGUUUAUGUGUUGCAACAUUUCAGAAAAACAGAUGUUUGAAUGUUUUUAUAUUUUAUUUAAACCCUAUCCACGUUUUAGUGGUAUCUUUAGGGUUCUGUUUUGACAAAGGUUUAUUUAUUCCUUAUAAUAAAAUGAGGAAAUCACUUCCAUAUUUCUAGGUGACAAAUUCAUCCCUGGACUAAGUUUUAAACCACUCACAUCUUGUUUGUAUUUUGGAAAGUUUAAUAAAAGGCAACUGGAAUUGUCAAACAUUCAAA
Messenger RNA from Eleginops maclovinus (Patagonian blennie), 2546 nucleotides. It is a transcript of the gene depdc7a, whose product is annotated as DEP domain containing 7, paralog a. The record is from RefSeq and is a predicted model, not a curated record. The transcript is spliced from 9 exons. Lineage: Eukaryota; Metazoa; Chordata; Actinopteri; Perciformes; Eleginopidae. Gene Ontology annotation, biological process: intracellular signal transduction. The coding region runs from base 154 to 1719 and encodes 521 amino acids.